Molecule: messenger RNA, 1544 nt
Organism: Xenopus laevis (African clawed frog)
Lineage: Eukaryota; Metazoa; Chordata; Amphibia; Anura; Pipidae
Gene: pnlip.L
Product: pancreatic lipase L homeolog
Exons: 13
Coding region: 57-1472 (471 amino acids)
Source: RefSeq, a predicted model, not a curated record
AUAUGGCAGUUGUGUAAGGUGUAGGCAGUCAGAAGUGCACUGGGAUCAACAGCAAGAUGUUGGAGAUUUUGGGGUUAAUUCUGCUCAUAUCAAAGUGUGUGCAAGGAGGCAAUGUUUGCUAUGACAGGCUUGGGUGCUUCUCUGACGAGGCUCCAUGGGGCGGCACCCUCCAGAGACCAAUUGCAAGACUGCCGGACUCCCCAGAACACAUUAAUACUCGUUUCCUUUUAUUCACCAGGGAUAAUCCUGACACAUUCCAGGAGAUCAAGGCUUUAAACCCCAGUGCAAUUUCCACAUCGAAUUUUAAGGCCUCCAGGAAAACGCGUUUCAUUAUCCACGGAUUCAUUGAACGCGGAACUGAUACGUGGCUGACCCACAUGUGUGCGAAUUUGCUGCAAGUGGAAGACGUGAACUGUUUGUGCGUCGAUUGGGCCGGGGGGUCCUACGCUCUUUUUUCACAAGCAGCAAACAACGUGCGGGUGGUGGGGGCCGAGGUGGCCCAUUUUAUCCAGUUGCUGUCGAAUAAAUAUGGCUGCUCUCCUUCUGAUGUGCACGUGAUUGGUCACAGCCUGGGGUCUCACGCAGCAGGGGCAGUUGGGAAGAGGAUACACGGAAUUGCACGGAUCACGGGUCUGGAUCCCGCCGGACCUUUUUUCCACAACACGCCCCCCGAAGUCAGACUUGAUAAAUCAGAUGCUGAACUGGUGGAUGUGAUUCAUACGGACGUGUCGCAGAUCUUCCCCAUAACUGGUUUUGGCAUUGGGCAGUCGAUUGGUCACCUGGAUUUCUAUCCCAAUGGAGGGAAGGACAUGCCGGGGUGUGAGAGGGGCUCUGUUUUCACAUUGAUGGACGUUGAUCGCACUUUCAAAGAACUAAAAGAACUUAUUUUCUGCAGCCAUAUUCGGAGCUAUGAAUUAUAUACGGAAAGUAUUCUGACUCCUGAUGCCUUCAUAGGAUUUCCCAGCUCUGAUUAUAAAGGGUUUCAAAAUGGUGAAGGAUUCCCUUGUCCCAGUGGUGGUUGCCCUUUAAUGGGGCACUAUGCAGCAGAAUUUCUGGGAACCACAUUGAGUGAGCAGUCGUUUUUCUUGAAUGCUGGAAAUCCUGAGCCUUUUGCACGCUGGAGAUACAGGGUAACUGUCCAUACCAGUGGCACUGGUUUCCUGGGAUCUAUACAGGUGUCUCUGCAUGGGAUCAGGGGAAACUCCAACAAGCAGGAGAUUACCAGUGGGUUCAUAAAACCUGACCAGACCUACUCAGCCUUCAUUGAUGUCGAGACCAAUGUCGGACGCCUCACAACCGUGAGCUUCACCUGGAACAAGAGUCUCAUCAACCUCAUUCCAUUCACCUUCGGUGCCGACACUAUAUCCGUGCAAUACGGGAAGGACGGACAGACGUACAAUUUCUGCGGCACGGAACGCGUGAAAGCAAUGGCCAUUCAGAACCUGACUCCCUGUUACAUCCCAGACAAGUAGACACGGUUUUGGGUUUCAGAACCACAAUGACAUUUUGCUUCUAAUUGUGCAAAUAAAAAGUAUCCAUCCGUU